CCAACCUCUUUGCUUCACCAUCCUCAAAAUGGCGGGCAGAGCUAAAGAUUUGAUCGCCGCAGAUGUUCAGAAACUGAUUACACUUUUGUCAGGAUUUUCUGUAAGUUGAUCUUCUGUUCUAACACUAUUAAUAGUUGAACCAUGCAAGUGAUCAUGUUGUUUGGGGUAUUUGUUUACGUUCUACUUUGACAGCAAGUAAACAUAACCUACAUCAAUUGUCAGUAGAAAAAUGCUUGAAUUUGAGUGGAAAAUUGUCAGUGAAUAAGUUUAAAAGAAAAAGAAGAUCCAGAAAAUUUUGAACUUUGUGAAAAGUUUGCAUAUUCAAAUUUGUUACAUCAUCGUUAUCUGUCUGUGGAUAGUCAUGCAGUCCGUCGUUCAGUGUUUGGGAUGGUCACAAAAUUUAUGAUUCAUGGCCACUUAGAAGCAUCUCGCCGUUUGGACUGUUUGCUUAAUAAAUAUAUGAAUUGCACUGUAUUCAAAGAUAAGGAAGUACAAUGGGCAGUGUUGUUUUUACUUGUGAAAUUGGCAGAUAAUCCAACAAGUCAUAUCAGUGAUGAAAAAUUUUCUGCACCGAAGGUAGAAGAAACUGAGGAUGCAUCAAAGCCUUUUGAUUGGACUACUUAUUCUCAUUUGUGUGACUAUCUCAAAGAAGGCAAUGAGGAAUUCAAUACUAACUUCUGUUCUUCUGACAGUGAAGAUUGGGAAGAUGUAUCUGAUGAUGAAAAGUCACCUAAGCCUGAAGACAGUGUUGAAGGAGUUUCUGAAGAUCCAGAAGUGCCAAAGGUACCAGCUGUUGAGGAGAAAAAGGAUACUGAAAGACAACAGUUAAUAGAAGAACUUGGUAGGCAAGUUAAUGCUGAAGAGUGGAUAUCUAAUAAUGUUCAGGCACCAUGGUGGAGAACAAAACAACUUGCAGAAAAAGUAGAAAGUGUGUUUCCUUCUGCUAAUUUGGCAAAGACAUGGGACAAAUGUUGUGAUGAAUCCACAUCUACAAUAAGUGAAUACAAAGUUGUUCGUGAAAUAUUAUGGAUGUUGCAAGCACCCACCACAACAACUCUUUUCCAAGAAGUCAAUGGACAGUUUUCUAUUCAAUCCAAUAUCACAAUUCCUAGUUUGACAAAGGAUUCUAUGGCAUGUUAUUUAAAUCCACUUUGUGAAUAUUUUAAUAUGCUAUACCAACUGCAAAAGUUUCAAAAGGAAAUAUAUCCAUUGGAUAGACAAAAUUCUGGAGAACUGAAUCAGAUGUUGCCUCCUUACACUUUUGAAUGCUAUACAUCUGCCAUUAUUGAAUUUUUGAGAGAAUUGCAAGAACUGGCUUGCUGCAUUGAGAAGAAAGUUAAAGCACAAGAGGACAUUUAUACUCUAUAUUCAUUAAACUUGGAAUUAGCUCCCAAAUUAUCACAACUUCGUGCAGUGUACAGUGUUCAUGUUACUGCAACUAAUGGUUGGAAAACAGCUGAAAAUUGGCUCAGUUCUGCAAGACUUCUAUCUGUGCUGUAUUCAGAAGCUUUAUCAUGCAUGGAGUGUGACACCCCGUGCAUCCUCCUGAGAGUAUUUUUGAAGUCAUUUGGGCCAUAUGUAGAUAUGAUUGAUGUGUGGCUCACAGAAGGAAGGCUAGAUGACUACAGAAAUGAAUUUAUUAUUACUAGAAGAAAUGAAACAGACAAUGAAAAUUGGGGCAGCAAUUUUGUAAUGAGAGAUUAUGUGACUGAACUAAAUUCAACUGGAAUUCGAGCCUUACCUCUCUUGCAAGUUAUCUCAGAUAGAGUGCUGCAUGCUGGACGAAGUAUGCAGUUGCUGCAACAGCUUGAUCGUUUGGAUGACAUGCGUUCCCAGCAUUCAAACCAUGGGCGCAUGUAUGCUGAAUUUCUUGAAGCUCUUGAGAAAGAAAUAGCACAAAUGGUUAAUAAGUCUACUACGACAGACAUGGAAAUUGUUGCUGUGACUGAAGAUUUGGAGUUCCAAGGAACCAAUUUGAUAUCUAAUCCUUUUAUAUCUGAAGUUACCAAUCAGUUGGAAAACUUGAAAGAUAACUAUAUGAUGCAGGCCUUCAAAGAUCACCUAUCAUUCAAGGCACAACCUAACAAAAGAGAUAUAGAAAAUCUAAGUUCAAUAGGAGAGGUAUUUCGAAAACUGGGAACCUAUUCAACUUGUGGGCUUAUUCCCAUUAAACCUGUGAUGGAACGUAUUAUUUCACAACUCAUUGAUGCAAAACAUGCUGCUGCAUGUUUUCUUGCAAAAACAAUAUUUUUACAAGAGUUCAAUUUGUCUACUCAUUUGGCUCUACUUCGUGCUAUCUAUUUAAUGGAAGCUGGUGACAUAAUGCAUCGAUUCUGCAUUUUCCUUUUUAAAGAUGCAGAGCAUAGUGUAUUCUGGUCCAAUUCCUACACAAUGACUGCUGAACUGGAAGAAUGCAUUAAUUUACGGUAUCCUGAUCACAGUUCAAAGUUUUCUGUCGUUGUUAGAGAAGAUGCUAAAUUAAAUGGCACUCCCAGUGUAAUGGAUGAAAUAAAUAUCAAGUACACUGUUGAAUGGCCACUGACUGUCAUUCUUUCUCCUACAAAUAUGGAAUACUACAAUGCAGUUUUCCAGUUUUUGUUGAAGGUCAAGUGGGCUUUAUGGGCUCUAGAAGCACUUCGCUUCUCAGAUCUGACAACUGUGAAAAACAAUACCAGCACCACAGAGGAUGCAGGGCUGCGUUGCCGGGCUCGCUGCUUGCAGUUGUUACGAUUUUGGCUGCUUCAUUCAGUGGGCUCAGUGCACACUUACCUCAUGGGGCAGGUGCUGCAUUCCCUGGGAUUGGAGCUGGAACGUGAUCUGGCUGCCGCAACGGACUUGGACACACUUCUACAGGCACACAACCGUUAUGUUGCUCUUGUCCACACACAUUGCCUUCAACCAAAGAGUAGUGAUGUCAUUAAAACAGCCAUUCUUCAGAUGGUGCAGCUAUCCUUGGAGUUGCGUGAUUUGUGGUGCUUGGGAGUGGACGUUGUGUCAGAUGCCAAGCUGAUAGGCAUGACUGAAAUGUACAUCAAGUGCCACUGUUUUCUAGGAUCCGUGCUCCAAACAGCUGUUGAGAGUAAUCGACUUACUCACUUGAAUGGGCUAAGUAUGGCAUUGAACACUUCACUACCAAAAAUAGAGUCAUUUGCUUUACAGUUUUGAAGAAAAUUUCGCAGCACUAGAUAUUUUAAGUUGGUGCUUUUCAGAACGUAUUCUAAUGUCGCUAGAAACAUAUAUACUUCUCGGCAGUAUUUAUGCCCAUGUAAUAGUAUCUAGUCAGUUGAGUACACACUUGUUAAAUUGCGUAUAUGUUUAGUAUACUUCAUAUUUUUUUCAUUCCAAAUAAUAAUAGAAGAUUAUUUAAACUCGAACUUAAAAGUGUAAUAUAGGCCUAGAACAGCUGCCAAAAUUAUCUCAAAUUUAGGUUUGAAGUCUUACACAGAAAGAGUUUUGUUGAAAUAUUGACAUUUGUUUCCCAUGUGAAGAAAUAGUCAACAAAUUUAUUUGUGAAAGAAUACAAGAAUUCAGGUGGGUGUCUCAAAUGCCAUUUCACUGAAAUUUUCAUUUCUAAAAAUCGUGCAAUAAACAUCAUGUUUAUUGCUUUUGAGUGAAAUGCAACUUAACUUGAAGAAUAAGAAGAAGCCAAAGAUGACAUAGUUCCCUCAUAAGAGGGUUUUAUUGAUGCAUAAAAUCACCCUCAAUGCAUGCAUGUGGAAGUCAGAUCCCAAGAAGUUGUUCUAUCAAUUCUACAACUGCUGCAUACUUGUACUGGAAAUAAUUGCAAUACAAUCGGAAAGCAUUUUGUUUCAAUAUAUAUUUAUGAUAUUACACUUCGGCAAACUGAGAAAGCUCUGAAUGCCAUCUUCCUGAACUGAUAAAAAAUUGAGUCUACAGUGAAGUGAGAUAAAAAGAAGAUAAAUUACAAUUGGGGGUAGAGGGCUAUUUUUAAUUAUAUUUCGAUUGUCUCAGAAAUUAACAUUUUAAAAUAAGUUACAUAAUCUGAAAAAUUCUAUGUGUAGAUUAAUCGGUAUAAAAAUAAUCAAUUCCAAGUUUUUGAUUAAUCAUAUAUACAAUAAUUGAUUGUUGUACUAAACAUGAUGAAGCCACCCAUCCCUACUUUAUUUAUCAUGGUUUCAAGCAUAAAUGCUGUGGUGAACCGCCCUGUACUAGGAAAUAGUUUAUACUAGGGAUGCGACAUUGCUGUCGAUGUUUUGAAAACAUCAAUGUUUUUAUAAAAAUAUCGAUGUUUUAAAGCCGAUGUUUUUUAACAUUGGUGUGUAGAGCUUGAAAUUUUUAAGUUUUCGAUUUUUUUUUUUGUAAAUGAAACCAUACAAUAAUCACUAAUUUGUAAGAGAUGAAGUAUUCACAUGUAACUGAUGGUUCACGGAUUCAUGGAUGAUGUUCGAACAGAUUGGAUCUUUAUCGAGUAGAGCAGAGCAGAGCAGAGCAUCUCUUGGUUGAGCGAUUACCCCGAUCCCCCGAUGUUUCCUUUGCCUGUCUUCAUAUUACGCGGAGAGUCAUCAACGUAUGAGGCGCUUAUCUAUAUAUAUAUGUCCCAAGUUUACACAUCACAAUUUUGAAGAUGAUGUACAUACGAAUAUAAAACAGGAGGAAUGUUAUUUUUCAAGUUUUCUUCAUUCUGGGAAAAACAUUAAUUUGUACCACUGUUAUAAAAGCUGUACUUGUAAUAAUUCUUUUCCAGUCCAAUGGAAGUAAACUAUUUAAUGAACAUUACCAGAGUGUAUAUUGGCGAGCAUUUAUACAAUUUUCACAGCAUAAUUUUAUAUAGUAAUGUUUUCACAAGCCAGGAAACACAGCUAAUAUAUUUUCUUAUUGUAGAAAGCUUAUAGACUUGUUACUAUGUAACAAAUUGUAAAAUAGUUAUGUGUAUCUUUUGUACAUGCUUGAAAUGUUCUAAUGUAAUGCAAAUAUUAUUAAUUCUAUUAUGUACCCAAUACUCAAAAGUUAAAUUAUAUCAAAACAUUAUUUGAACAAAAAACAUUUAUUACUCAUCUCUAAAUUACUGAAAAACUUGCUUGUGUGCACUAGUUUUUCCAAACCCAAGAUAUAUGUAUUGACAUAAAUUAUUUUCACAGUACCUGAUGAUCACUGAAAAUGUUAAUGUUAUUUAGACUUAAUUGUAAGUGAAGAUAUUCCCUGAAUUUACAUCACCGGUGUAACAAUGUUACUUUCUAAUAGUAAUGAGUCAUUGCUUUCAAAAAGGUGUUUAUAGUUGUGCAUUAACAAUAAUUGGUAACUAUCAUCUGACUGUGAGAUUAUUUACAGAAAAAAGUUAUUAGGCAUGUUCUUGAUUUCAUGAAUAUCUUGAUAAUGUUCUUGAAUUUUUUAAUUGAAGUUUAUAAAUAAGAUUACGAUUUAUAUUUCUUUAUUAGUUUUGGUAAUGUCCACAAUAUUAUAAAGAAUGUUGUAGUAUAUAUAGAUUAUUUAUAGAAUCUCCAGAUGUUUAAUAUAAGGGGUAGUGAAUUCAAAAAAUUUGAAUGAGGGAGGUUAAAUCUGAAAAAAAAUUAAAUAAUAUCUACUGUUUAUUUUCAUUAAUACACCAAAUUAUAAAGCACUGAAUAAUUUAUUAUAUGAAAGGGUUCCAGCAUGAUCAUCACAAUUAAACUGAGUACAGUUACAAUUUCAGCAGCAUCUGAUUAUUUGCUUGUGAGAGAAUGAUAAGCUUAUAUAUGUGUCAUAUGUUAUAUGUAUAACAUACAAAUUUGAUAUUGGAUGCUUCAAUAAAACUUUUCGUCUAUUUUUUUUUAAUAAAUGCCUAGUGGA
Gryllus bimaculatus (two-spotted cricket) is the source of this 5787-nucleotide messenger RNA. The record is from the annotation of a GenBank genome assembly. Lineage: Eukaryota; Metazoa; Arthropoda; Insecta; Orthoptera; Gryllidae.